Messenger RNA from Mesitornis unicolor (brown roatelo), 1142 nucleotides. It is a transcript of the gene PLEKHF2, whose product is annotated as pleckstrin homology domain containing, family F (with FYVE domain) member 2. The coding region runs from base 13 to 762 and encodes 249 amino acids. The transcript has a single exon. Gene Ontology annotation, molecular function: phosphatidylinositol binding; metal ion binding. The record is from RefSeq and is a predicted model, not a curated record. Lineage: Eukaryota; Metazoa; Chordata; Aves; Mesitornithiformes; Mesitornithidae.
UACUUGUGAAAGAUGGUGGAUCGCUUGGCAAACAGCGAGGCAAAUACAAGAAGAAUAAGUAUAGUGGAAAACUGCUUUGGAGCGGCUGGUCAACCUCUGACUAUUCCUGGCCGUGUGCUGAUCGGAGAGGGAGUGCUAACAAAGCUGUGUCGGAAGAAGCCCAAAGCACGGCAGUUCUUCCUGUUCAAUGACAUUCUCGUUUAUGGCAAUAUUGUCAUCCAGAAGAAGAAAUACAAUAAGCAGCACAUAAUCCCACUGGAAAAUGUCACUAUUGAUUCCAUCCAGGAUGAGGGAGACUUGCGGAAUGGGUGGCUUAUCAAGACACCAACAAAGUCGUUUGCGGUUUACGCUGCCACUGCCACAGAGAAGUCCGAGUGGAUGAACCACAUAAAUAAGUGUGUUUCUGAUUUGCUUUCCAAAAGCGGGAAGACUCCUAGCAAUGAACACGCGGCUGUCUGGGUACCAGACUCAGAAGCCACCGUGUGCAUGCGCUGCCAGAAAGCAAAAUUUACGCCCGUCAACCGCCGGCACCACUGUCGCAAGUGCGGCUUUGUCGUCUGCGGGCCUUGCUCUGAAAAGAGGUUUCUUCUCCCGAGCCAGUCCUCCAAGCCUGUGCGGAUUUGCGACUUCUGCUAUGAUCUUCUUUCGACUGGGGAGAUGGCUGCUUGUCAGUCCACCAGAUCAGACUCCUACAGCCAGUCACCUAAAUCGUCUUUAAAUGACGUAUCUGAUGACGAUGAUGACGAAGACAGCAGUGAUUAAGGACCAAAUGUUUUUUCCAUGUGUUGCAAUUUGUGUUUCAAACCAUAUGGAGCUGCUUUUGGGGAAGUCUGCAGUGAGGUUCCUCAGAAAAAUCCUGUUCUAGCCAUAAAAUAUGCCUGAAUCUCUUCAAUUGCGAUGUGCCUCAAUCUAUGAAUUCUCUAGACAGUAGGUUUUUCACUCCUCUGCAGGGGUAGACUGUUGCAAAUGUUAUCAGAAUAUUUUCCAACUUCUUAUACUUGAGUUGUGUCUAGCUUAGACUUUUGUGGAAGAUUGGAGAAUAAAAUGUGUUUUCUUAAUUUAACAACCCAUACUUCCUAAUUCUUCAUAUCGAUAUGUUGUUAUCUGGAUUUUUUUGAAUAUGGGGAAGAAAACUGCAAGCA